Rhagoletis pomonella (apple maggot) is the source of this 481-nucleotide messenger RNA. RefSeq lists its product as uncharacterized. Lineage: Eukaryota; Metazoa; Arthropoda; Insecta; Diptera; Tephritidae. The transcript has 3 exons. The record is from RefSeq and is a predicted model, not a curated record. The coding region runs from base 1 to 366 and encodes 121 amino acids.
AUGGAUACUCAUUUGUGUAUACACGUAAAUACAUACAUACUUACAUAUGGGGCUAUCACCACGCUUCUACGGGAUCGUCAAUUUGUCGGGUCAAGUUUAUUGCGUCAGCUACUUUUGAGAGCCUGGUAUCUGCACAGUAUAAAUAUCGGCACCAACUGUUGUUUCAGACAUUGCAGUUUCAGUAUUUGCAACAUGAAGUUCUACGCUCUCUUUGGAUUCGUCCUGGCUUUAUUGGCUAUGGCUUUCGCCAAUCCCAACCCUAAUCCUGAGCCUCUGCCCGGCGGUGGUGGCGGCGGUGGCGGUGGUGGUGGCCUGAACCUUGAACUUGGCGGAGGUGGCGGUGGUGGCGGUGGCGGCGGCAAGUAAACAAACUGCCAACGCAUUGCUUAGCUUAAAUAAUUGGUAAUUGGCUAUACCAGUUUGGUCCACGGAUUUUGAACAAAUUACUUUAAUAAACCUAAUUUGAAUACUGAAAAAAUGA